GCGGCCGCCGCGGGCUGCCGGCGGGCCAUGGAGGCGGACGGGGCCGGCGAGCAGAUGAGACCGCUACUCACCCGGGGUCCAGAUGAAGAAGCUGUUGUGGAUCUUGGCAAAACAAGCUCAACUGUGAACACCAAGUUUGAAAAAGAAGAACUAGAAAGUCAUCGAGCUGUGUAUGUUGGUGUCCAUGUCCCAUUUAGUAAAGAGAGUCGUCGACGGCAUCGGCAUCGUGGACACAAACAUCAUCACCGGAAAAGAAAAGAUAAAGAAUCAGAUAAAGAAGAUGGACGGGAAUCUCCUUCUUAUGACACACCAUCCCAGAGAGUUCAGUUUAUCCUUGGUACUGAAGAUGAUGAUGAAGAACAUAUUCCCCACGAUCUCUUCACGGAAAUGGAUGAAUUGUGUUAUAGAGAUGGAGAAGAGUAUGAGUGGAAAGAAACUGCCAGAUGGCUGAAGUUUGAAGAGGAUGUUGAAGAUGGCGGUGACCGGUGGAGUAAACCUUAUGUGGCGACUCUCUCCUUGCACAGUCUUUUUGAACUAAGAAGUUGCAUCCUCAAUGGAACAGUCAUGCUGGACAUGAGAGCGAGCACUCUAGACGAAAUAGCAGAUAUGGUGCUGGACAACAUGAUAGCUUCUGGCCAGCUGGAUGAGUCCAUAAGAGAGAAUGUCAGAGAAGCUCUUCUGAAGAGACAUCAUCAUCAGAACGAGAAAAGAUUCACCAGUCGGAUUCCCCUGGUUCGAUCUUUUGCAGAUAUAGGCAAGAAACAUUCUGACCCUCACUUGCUUGAAAGGAAUGGGGAUGGCCUUUCAGCCUCCCGUCACUCUUUGCAAACAGGUCUGUCUGCCUCAAACCUUUCAUUGAGAGGAGAAUCGCCUUUAUCUCUUCUUCUCAGUCAUCUUCUUCCUUCUUCAAGAGCUGGAACCUCUGCAGGCUCAAGGUGUACAACCCCAGUUCCCACCCCUCAAAACAGCCCUCCUUCCAGUGCUAGCACCAGCCGCCUGGCCUCCAGAACUUCCCAGCAGAGUCAGCCUCAGGCCCCAGAACUACUGGUUUCACCUGCCAGUGAUGAUAUUCCCACAGUAGUAAUCCAUCCACCUGAGGAAGACUUAGAAGCGUUGAAAGGCCAGGAACAGAAGAUUGAGGAAAAUGUUGACCUAACUCCAGGUAUUUUAGCCUCUCCGCAGUCUGCACCUGGAAACUUGGACAAUAAUAAAGGUGGAGAAGUUAAAGGUAAUGGAAGUGGAGGAAGCAGAGAAAACAGUACUGUUGACUUCAGCAAGGUUGACAUGAAUUUCAUGAGAAAAAUUCCUUCGGGAGCCGAGGCAUCCAAUGUUCUGGUGGGAGAAGUAGACUUUCUGGAAAGACCUAUAAUUGCAUUUGUGAGACUGGCCCCGGCUGUGCUCCUCUCAGGAUUGACUGAGGUCCCUGUUCCGACAAGGUUUUUGUUUCUACUGUUGGGUCCAGCAGGCAAGGCACCACAAUACCAUGAAAUUGGAAGAUCAAUAGCCACUCUCAUGACUGAUGAGAUUUUUCAUGAUGUAGCUUAUAAAGCAAAGGACAGAAAUGAUCUCUUAUCUGGAAUUGAUGAGUUUUUAGAUCAAGUAACUGUCCUACCUCCAGGAGAGUGGGAUCCUUCUAUACGUAUAGAACCACCAAAAAGUGUUCCUUCUCAGGAAAAGAGAAAGAUUCCUGUAUUUCCCAAUGGAUCUGCCCCCAGCUCGGGCGAGAUUCCUAAAGAGGCUGCUCAUCAUGCUGGGCCUGAGUUACAAAGGACUGGACGGCUUUUUGGUGGUUUGAUACUUGACAUCAAAAGGAAAACACCUUUUUUCUUGAGUGACUUCAAGGAUGCAUUAAGUCUGCAGUGCCUGGCCUCGAUUCUUUUCCUAUACUGUGCCUGUAUGUCUCCUGUAAUCACUUUUGGAGGGCUGCUUGGAGAAGCUACAGAAGGCAGAAUAAGUGCAAUAGAGUCUCUUUUUGGAGCAUCAUUAACUGGGAUUGCCUAUUCAUUGUUUGCUGGGCAACCUCUAACAAUAUUGGGGAGCACAGGUCCAGUUUUAGUGUUUGAAAAAAUUUUAUUUAAAUUCUGCAGAGAUUAUCAGCUUUCCUAUCUGUCUUUAAGAACCAGUAUUGGUCUGUGGACUUCUUUCUUGUGCAUUGUUUUGGUUGCAACAGAUGCAAGCAGCCUUGUGUGUUAUAUUACUCGAUUUACAGAAGAAGCAUUUGCAGCUCUCAUUUGCAUAAUAUUCAUCUAUGAGGCUUUGGAGAAGCUCUUUCAUUUAGGAGAAGUGUAUUCAUUUAAUAUGCACAACAAUUUAGAUGAACUGACCAGCUAUUCGUGUGUAUGUACUGAACCUCUUAACCCUAACAAUGCAACUCUGAAGCUGUGGGAGGAAAAGAAUAUAACAGCAAGUGAUAUUUCCUGGGAGAAUCUCACUGUUUCGGAAUGUAAAGCCUUUCGUGGGGCAUUUGUAGGAUCAGCUUGUGGUCAUCAUGGACCUUAUAUCCCAGAUGUGCUGUUUUGGAGUGUCAUCUUAUUUUUCACAACAUUUUUUCUGUCUUCAUUCCUCAAGCAAUUUAAGACCAAGCGCUAUUUUCCAACCAAGGUGCGAUCGACAAUCAGUGACUUUGCUAUAUUUCUCACAAUAGUAAUAAUGGUUGUAAUUGACUACUUUGUAGGAGUUCCAUCUCCUAAACUUCAUGUUCCUGAAAAAUUCCAGCCUACUGAUCCAAAUAGGGGCUGGUUCAUAAGCCCGCUGGGAGAAAAUCCUUGGUGGACUUUGUUGAUAGCUGCUAUUCCAGCUCUGCUUUGUACCAUUCUCAUCUUUAUGGAUCAACAAAUUACAGCUGUAAUCAUAAACAGAAAGGAGCACAAAUUGAAGAAAGGAGCUGGCUAUCACCUUGAUUUGCUCAUGGUUGGUGUUAUGUUGGGAGUUUGCUCUAUCAUGGGACUUCCAUGGUUUGUGGCUGCAACAGUGUUGUCAAUAAGUCAUGUCAACAGCCUGAAAGUUGAAUCGGAAUGUUCUGCUCCAGGGGAACAACCCAAGUUUUUAGGAAUUCGUGAACAACGGGUUACAGGGCUACUGAUUUUUAUUCUGAUGGGCCUGUCUGUAUUCAUGACUUCAGUGCUAAAGCUUAUUCCAAUGCCUGUUCUGUAUGGUGUUUUCCUUUACAUGGGAGUUUCCUCAUUAAAAGGAAUUCAGCUUUUUGAUAGGAUAAAAUUAUUUGGAAUGCCUGCUAAGCAUCAACCUGACUUGAUAUACCUUCGUUAUGUGCCUCUCUGGAAAGUCCACAUUUUUACAGUCAUUCAGCUCACUUGCCUGAUUCUUCUGUGGGUGAUAAAAGCAUCAGCUGCUGCAGUAGUUUUUCCCAUGAUGGUUCUUGCUUUAGUCUUUAUACGCAAACUCAUGGACCUAUGCUUCACAAAGAGAGAACUGAGUUGGCUGGAUGAUCUCAUGCCAGAAAGUAAGAAAAAGAAAGAAGAUGACAAAAAGAAAAAAGAAGAAGAGGAAGCUGAACGAAUGCUUCAAGGUGAUGACGACACUGUGCAUCUUCCAUUUGAAAGGGGAAGUCUCCUGCAAAUUCCAGUUAAGGCCCUAAAAUAUAGUGUUGAUCCCUCAGUUGUUAACAUAUCAGAUGAAAUGGCCAAAACUGCACAGUGGAAGGCACUUUCCAUGAAUACUGAGAAUGCCAAAGUAACCAGAUCUAACACGAGCCCUGAAAAACCUGAGAGUGUGAAAAUAGAUCUUGAAGAUGAGCCAACAAAGAAAUACAUGGAUGCUGAAACUUCGUUAUAGAAUUGAACCAAGAAGAACUUUAUAUAUAUAUAUAUAUAUAUAUAUAUACACAAACAUACGCACACACACAGAUGCACAGAUAUUUAUACACACACAUACACAUAUAUAUGAUGUGUGUAUUUCAUGUCACUGUAUACAACAAUAUUGUAUGUCAUGCUGUUUAUGCGUGACUACUGGGAUUUUUGAAGUAGUGUCUGAAGUUUGUUAGGAGCACUGUGGAGACUGUGUAUAUAAUGAAGAGGUCUCUUAGAAGUGUGAGGUACAUGGUUCUUACUAUUCAAAUAUUUAUUCUGUUGGAAAAUUUUUUCCUGCAAUAGAAAGAUGUAGGGAAAUGCAUUCAAUCUAUUUUUCUUUAAAUUUAUUUGUUCAUCAUUGGCAAUUCUUACCAACCUUAAAUGAUAUGUACUUUGUGCAUCUAUUAAUAAUUUUUACUUGAGCUACUACAUUUUUUCACUUAUUAUUCCAUUUCUGUUAGUGCUUUUUGGGAAGAGCAGGAGGUCUUUAUGCCCAGUGCUGUGGGACAAAUGGUGACAUGCCAUGGCUUCUCUGUGUUUCAUUUAUGUAACAGUCCAUCAUGUUUCACAGGUGAUGGAAUUUUUUUAGCUAUAGAGGUAGAACAAUGGAAACUUUCUAGAUAAGAGCAAGAGUGUUUCACUUUGUUUUUAACUGAAAAAUAAAUCUUAGAACCUCUACAUCUAGGGUUCCAUUCUGAUGGGCAAGUAAAACUACAGGUGAUUUAAUAAUUUAGCCCCCAUACUAGAUAUAACUAUGAAUUUUAGAAGCUAUAAAAUGCCAAUUUAUAAUAAAUUUUGUUGCCUUUGUAGAAUUAUUUUCUGAUCCUAGUACUUCAUUAGAACCCAGAAUGCCCACUCUGUUCUUUGCCUUAGCUGUCUUUCAGUUAAAAUGUGGUUUAGUAUAUAUCAGGUUCAAGUUCUUGAGUAUUUUUCUAAGUAGUAUGAUUAAAUAAUCAGGAGUCAGAAUUCUCUUAAAUGGGUUUAUGAUCAGUAUUACUUUAUCCUAUUAAGAAUUACCUUUCAUUUUCUGUUUACAUUGUUUUCUUUCUAUUGUAUAGGUAGUAUUUAAUAGAUGUUGGUGAUUUCAUUUUAAAAUAUUUUAUUUAUUUUAAUUGAUAUGCUUAAUUAUUAUAUAAACAUUUGAAAAGGUAACAAAUACAGAGUAAAUUGUUAAUGUAAAUAGUUGGUGCUCACUUGCAUUUAUUUUUUAUUAUCUGAAUGCAGUUGAAAGAUUUUACAUCUUUGAUAUAAAGCACUGCCAUAUUUGUACUUUAAAAGGAAUUUAGACAUUUUAUGUAUAACUCAGAUUGAUGGUGUUCUUCCUAUCUAGUGUUAGUAUUUGUUAUUUAGUUUUUGAGUUUUGAGCUUUUUAACUUCCAGCAAAUUUUUUUAGUCAUCUUUUAUAUACUCUUAGCUCCAUAUGAAAUAAAUAAAUGUUGUUCUUGUUAAGCCUGUAGGACUGGAUGAAUGGAGUUGUGAAAAUGAUUUGGCAAGGAGAUAGUUUAUAAAAAACCAAAUAAGUAUUGAGAAGCCACAGAAAUAUCAAAAAUGGUGAUGUGAAUAUUAGGAUGAAAAUUUUUAUGAGAUUUCAGUGCUCUCUUUAAUCAUUUGUAAUUGAAGUACAUAAAUAUGAAGAAUUGAUCUACUAGAGGAUCAUGAGGAAUGCCAAAAGCUGAUAUUUUAGUAAUUUUAAAGUGUUUUUAAUGCAUUCUAACUACUUAAAUAACUAAUGUAAUUUCCCCAUCUGAGACCAUAUUGUCAGAUUCUAGUUAAAAUAAUGGAUCCAGCUUCUGCCUGAGAUGAGAGGUUGGAAAUAUAGCUACUUUUUUUUUUUUUUAAACAAAAUAUAGCUGGCAUAAUUUGGUACUGCCUGAAAGAGUUUUUGACUCUUGGCAACUGAUAAUAGAGUAUUGCCCGCGGUGCUUGUUACUGUUUAUGAGCUUCCAUUGAAGUGAUUCCUUUUUAUUCAUAGCAGCAGCAGCAUUUCCAAAGACCCCAGUAUUUGCUGCUAUUUUGUGAAAUCCCAUGGUGGACCUGAACAGGAGGACUUCCUCACAUAAUUUCCUUGUGUCUGGACAUCAUAGGGUUAACAAAUGUACUUAUUUUACAGCAAGUGAUUUUAAAAUUUAAACUGAAAACUACCUGGGAUCAUAGUGUUUCUGUGAUUUUAUUUAACUGUGUAUAGUAAUUGUCUGGUGCCAGAAAAACCAUAACUUGCAAAAUACUUUGCACUCAAAAGAUGUUUUUACUCUGUUUCUGAUUGUUAAUGGUUUCUGUUUUAUUUUGACUACUUGACUUACAAAAUGAUCUGAUAUGACUACUCCAUUGAAAAGCAAAGGUAACUCCUGUUUAAGUAAUUAACUGCUUGUUUUAUGUGGUAAUGAUAUUUUUCCACUAUUUGAAAAAUAACAAUCAUGGAUAGCAUUCAAUUGCAAGACAGUGAAAAAUACAACUUACUACAUAUUGAUUUUUAACUGUUGCCUUAAUAUAGGUGUAAAUGAGCAGUAGUAAUUGCUAUGUACUGAUUUACCUCAAGGUGCAAAAUAAUUCAAACUGUACAUAUUCUAUUUGCAAAAUAAAUUCAUAUAAACAGCCCUGCACUUUCUUAGAUGCCUUGGUUUCCAGAAUGGAGCUUAGUGCUACUGAAUACCCUGGCCACAGAGCCACCUCAGGAUAUUCUUGUCUCCACCUAUUUUAUUUAUUUAUAGAUGCUGUUUACAAAGACUAUAAUGGAUCCUGAUGUUGACCAUCUAAAAUUUACUUUCUUUUGAAUGCUGUUUCACUCUAAAAUAGCAGCUUUUGAGAAAACAAUGAACUAACUUCCUUAUGAUAAAAGUAUGAUUCUGUAUAUUCUAGAAUCAUUAGACAUGCUGAAAUGAAACACAGUCUUUUAAUGCGUGUGUGUGUGUUUGUGUGGAUGAUGUUAUCAAUCUUAAAUCUCUUAAGUUUAAUAAAAAGCUGUGGCAUACCAAUGUUCAUAUUUGCCAAGUUUUCUGUAAAAUGUGUAGGAGAAAAGUUUUUAUGUGCUAAUAUAUGUAUUUAUAAAGCAGAUUUCUUUACCACUCAAAAUUAUUAACUUUGGUUUUUGACAUCAAAAAAAACAUUUCUGUUUAUUCCACAUGCUUAAAAGUUUAUGUAUGUAUAUAAUAACUUUCUAAUUUUUUCCUUUCACUGAGUCAGGUUCAAAAUUCUGUUAAAAAAAAGUUUCUGAAACUGAGGUCUCACACCUGAAUUUGCUGUUUUGAAAGUUAAUAUCAUGUAUGUCAGUUCUGUAAAUGUGCGCAACAGUCUAACAUGUGAAUUCAGUUUUAAUGUUCUCAGAUUUCAGAUGUGUAAGCCAUUUAACAUACAUUGUAAUUCAAAAGUGUUUAAAUUAAAUGACUUUAAUGUUUUAAAUAUAUUUAUGUAGAUCACGUCAUUGUUAUAUGCAGUACAAAUAUGUGAAAUGUCUUUUGGUUUAGACCAGCAAUUAUUUAUUUUUCAGAACAUAAAUUUAAAGAUUUUAAGGAUAGUCAAAGUUUAUAAUAGUGUUCAAAAUUCAAAAUUUGACAAUUUUAAUAUAAAGUUGGUUCUUUUCUAGCUUUUCAAAAAGUAAUAUAAGCAAUGACAGGAGAACAUAGUUGGAAAUAGAAUCAUCUAAAGAUCAUUUUUUAAAAUUUAAUUGAUUUACCACAUACUGACUUUCACAGUUGGCUAAGAGGAAUUGUUAAACCCUGGUUUUUCAGUCAGAAUUCUUGUGCAUUGAUUGAUUUUUUUUUUUUUUUUUUUUGGUGUGUGUUGUGGCUUUUCUUUUAUUGCUUUAUAUAAAUUUUUUUCUUUUGUAGGGAAGGUUUAUCUUCCAGUGUUUACUACAUUUAAAUAAAUAGAAAUUGAUUUUCAUUGUUCAUUUAUAUAAUAUUUGAUAGCUUGUUAUAAUUUCAGAGCACAAUUCUAAUUUUUAUGACUUUUAUAAUUACAAUGACAAUAUGUUCUUUUGUAAUAAAAUCCAAAGUAAAUUAAACAUUUAAAAUGUAGAACUAAUAUUUUUCAUUUAUAUGAAGUACUAGUCUCUACCAAGUCUAUAAUGUGAAUGAUCCUGCCUUUCAAAUUUGUUUCAUAAUUGUUAAAGAAAACUAUUUUUUGGAGAUGUUAUUGAAGUUGAACAAGCAAUAAAAGUCUACUUAAUUAGUUGUUGGACACUGUCUUUAUACUUUAUUA
This is a messenger RNA of Talpa occidentalis (Iberian mole), 8003 nucleotides long. RefSeq names its product solute carrier family 4 member 7 (gene SLC4A7). NCBI's taxonomy places the organism in Eukaryota, Metazoa, Chordata, Mammalia, Eulipotyphla, Talpidae. The transcript has 26 exons. The coding region runs from base 28 to 3792 and encodes 1254 amino acids. The record is from RefSeq and is a predicted model, not a curated record. Gene Ontology annotation, biological process: auditory receptor cell development; regulation of intracellular pH; monoatomic anion transport. Gene Ontology annotation, molecular function: monoatomic anion transmembrane transporter activity; solute:inorganic anion antiporter activity; sodium:bicarbonate symporter activity. Gene Ontology annotation, cellular component: apical plasma membrane; basolateral plasma membrane; plasma membrane.